Schistosoma bovis is the source of this 2725-nucleotide messenger RNA. Lineage: Eukaryota; Metazoa; Platyhelminthes; Trematoda; Strigeidida; Schistosomatidae. The record is from the annotation of a GenBank genome assembly.
ACAGAUAUCCGAUACCACAUAUCCACGACAUUACUAUCAAUAUGGAAGGUGCCACGAUAUUUUCGAAAAUCGAUCUCGUUCGAGCUUAUUACCAUAUUCCCGUAGCGACAGAAGAUAUAUCUAAAACGGCUAUAAUUACUCCAUUUGGGUUAUUCGAGUUUUUGCGAAUGCCCUUCGGAUUAACUAAUGCAGCCCAAACCUUCCAAAGAUUCAUCGAUCAGGUCGUCAGGGGUUUGACAGGAGUUCACGCAUAUAUCGAUGAUAUACUAGUAGCUAGCUCUACCAGGGAAGAACAUCUACAACAUCCACGACAGUUGUUUACGAGACUUCAAGAACAUGGUGUCACUAUUAACGUGGAAAAGUGUGAAUUUGGAAAGGAAUCAUUGCAAUUCCUAGGUCAUAUGAUAAAUUCACAUGGUAUCAUGCCAGUUCCGACAGAAAUUGCUGCUAUUCGUAAUUAUCCGUUGCCCGAUUCACAAAGAAAAUUACGAAGAUUCUUGGGGCUAAUAAACUAUUAUAGACGAUUUAUCCCAAACUGCGCAGCAAUAUUACAGCCAUUGACGGACGCCUUGCGAGGACAUACUCGAACAUUCCGUCUUUCAGCGGACGCUAUACAGGCUUUCGAGAACGCUAAGCGAGCGCUAAAUGAGAAGAUGAUGUUGGUACGACAAAAGAGCGAAGCACCAUUAGCAGUAAUGACAGACGCAUCGAACUUAGCAGUAGGAGCCGUUUUGCAGCAGUUAGUAAACGGUGUAUGGGAGCCACUUUCAUUUUUCUCGAAAAGAUUAAAUCCUACCCAAACGAGAUAUAGUACGUUUGGACGAGAAUUAUUAGCAAUCUACUUAGCAAUAAAACACUUCCGUCAUAUGGUCGAAGGCAUAAGUUUUACCGUCUAUACAGACCACAAACCGCUAACGAAAGCAUUAAGCGCAAAGCAAGACAAUUAUUCCCCGAGAGAGAUCCGACAACUAGAGUUCAUUUCACAGUUCACGUCCGACAUACAGUACGUUAAAGGACAAGAAAACGAUGUGGCCGACGCAUUGUCACGAGCAACGAUAAGCACACUUAUGGCAAGUGGAAUUGAUUAUAACGGUCUAGCAAAGUUGCAGGAGAGAGACAUCGAGCUAAAUAAACUCAGAUCCGGUGGUUCAACAUCAUUAGUACUCGAAGAGGUGCGGUUUGGUAACACGAAAGUAAUUUGCGAUACAUCAACAGGCCGACCGCGACCAUUUAUCCCGAAAACGUUGCGACACAAAAUAUUCGAAAGCAUGCACAACAUGUCGCACCCAGGAAUAAAAGCCACGAUAAAGCUGAUUAGUGAACGAUUCGUAUGGACAAACAUGAAUCACGAUGUACGUAAUUGGACACAAGCAUGCAUAAAGUGCCAAAAAGUGAAGGUACAUCGUCAUACUAGCUCUGCAGUAGGUCCGUUUUCGCACCCAGACACUAGAUUUGAACAUAUACACAUCGAUAUUGUAGGACCACUGCCCGUUUCAAAUGGAUACAACUAUAUCUUUACAUGCAUCGAUAGGUUUACACGAUGGCCGGUAGCAGUGCCGAUAAAAGACACCUCAGCUGAAACGGUAGCUAAAACCCUAGUUGAAAAUUGGAUUUCUUACUACGGUGUACCAACGAUUAUCACAACUGAUAGAGGAGCACAAUUCGAAAGUCGACUCUUUCAGCAGCUUACUGAACUCCUCGGUAUUAAACGAAUCCGAACGACGUCGUACCAUCCAAUGGCAAACGGAAUGGUUGAACGCCUACAUAGGCAAUUAAAAGCGUCCCUUACAGCCGUCAUCGUUAACAACGAUUGGUCUAAUAAACUUCCCCUAGUAAUGUUAGCUCUAAGAACAACAAUUAAACAAGACAUGGGAUGUUGUCCAGCCGAGUUAGUUUACGGAACUACUCUACGAUUACCCGGAGAAUUUUUCACUUCAAGUAAAAAUGUCCCGACUGAUGUAACCGGCUAUGUGCAACGCCUGAGAAAGCACAUGAGCGAUUUAAAAAUAACACCUCCCAGACCACAACAACGACGGGUAUUCAUACCACAGGAACUACAUAACAGCUCUCACGUAUUCAUCAGAAGAGAUAAAGUACAACCACCUCUUCAACCGAGUUACGAUGGACCAUUUAAAGUGAUAGAGAGGACAAAUAAAACGGUUACCAUAGAAAAAGCUGGGAAGACAGAUGUAAUUAGCAUCGAUCGAGUAAAGCCAGCUUUUAUCGAUAGCGAUAUUCAAUCAACAAGUACAGACUCAUCUAAGAUGGUCAUACCAGCGAAACACGAGUCCCAAAAAUCAACAACGUUAACGCAACAAAAAGACAAGACUCCGAUAACAACAAGAUCCGGCCGUAGAGUAAGAUGGCCCCAACAUUAUGUCGCUACAAUUUUCUAUUAAUAAUAAUCUACUAUUUGGAAUAUUAAUUAUAACUUCUACCUCAUCGUAUACACAUGCAUUAUUAAGCUCAUGUUAUACGUUAUAAAACUCAACGUAUCUUAUGUACCCUUACACUUAUGCGUAUAAUUUUUGUUUAAAAUGUAAAGACAAUACCACAUUACUUCUAUUGCUUGCUAUUAUUUUAUGUAACCUCACGGACGGGCGCAAACCGAAUGUACAACACACACCAACUUCAUCUUAAUUUUGCAUAAGCCAUUUUUCUACCCUAUUCAGUCUACUAUUUUUUUAUGCAAACACAGACAUUUUCCAUAUAUCUUUGUUUGCAG